Erigeron canadensis is the source of this 1866-nucleotide messenger RNA. RefSeq lists its product as uncharacterized. The record is from RefSeq and is a predicted model, not a curated record. NCBI's taxonomy places the organism in Eukaryota, Viridiplantae, Streptophyta, Magnoliopsida, Asterales, Asteraceae. The transcript is spliced from 4 exons. Bases 1 to 1866 code for a protein of 621 amino acids.
AUGUCAUCGUAUGUUGAUAAUGAUUCUUCUACCCGACCACCUAUGUUUGAUAAAGAUGAUUUCAGUGGGUGGAAAGGUCGUAUGUCUUUGUUCCUUGAAUCCAUUGACAACAAUAUGCCUGACAUCCUUGUGGAUGGUCCUUAUGUUCCUACAUCGACUUUUGUGAUUGAUGCUGUGGUCAGGGAAGGUCAACCAACCAUUCCUGCCACAGUCAAAUCCAUUGUUAAGGACAAGACAGAUUGGGGAGAUGAGGAUAGGAGAUUGGCCAACUUGGAUGUGAAGGCACGUAACUUCAUUGUCCAAGCUGUGCCUAAAGACAUUUACCAUUCAAUUAAAAUGUGUUCUACAGCAAAGAAAAUGUGGAGUACAUUGACUGUCAUGUUUGAGGGUUGCUCUACUUCCAUGGAAUCUACCACUACUACUCUCACUAGGAGGUAUGAGAGAUUUUUCUCAUUGAGAAAUGAAUCCUUGACUGACACUCAUACUCGCUUUAAUGCUUUAGUGAAUGAUUUAGCUGCUGUUGGAAUUACUAAGAAAACUGAUGUGUUGAAAAGUAAAUUUCUUGAUUCAUUACCACCUAAAUGGAAUAAUUAUAUUUCUUCUAUGAAACUAAGUUCUGUGUAUCAAGAUCUUGAUCUCCCUGGACUUUUUGGUUUACUUCAUAAUCAAGAAUGUUCAGAAGCUGAGAAACUAAUUGUUGUGGGUGAUUCUUAUAGUCAGCCUGCUAGUGCAAUUGUUGCAUCUAUGACUGAACACCCUAGUUCAAUUUCUAAUGAGAUCAUUCCAUGCAUCAAUGAAUCUGUUCCUGUGAUUUCUAACACAAAUUCUGUUUGUUCUGAAUCUGAUGUUGAUGAAUCUGAUGGUGAGGACCUAGCCAAUGAGGUGGCUUUGUUAGCUGAAAGGAUAAGAAGGAGAUCAUUCAAUAAAUUCAAAGGAAAAGGUAGAAGUGGGCAAGCUGAUAAGACCAAGAAGCCAUUUGACGUGUCCAAGGUCACUUGCUACAAGUGUGCUCAAGACCAAUAUAAGGCCUUGAAAGCACAAGUGGCUGAGCCGAGUAAGAAAGUUGAAAAAGAUGAGAAGAGUUUGAUAGCCAAAGACUGGGCUGAGAGUGCCACUUCCUCUGAUGAUGAGAAGUAUAAGGAUGCCAAGUGCUUUAUGGCUAAAGAAAAGUUUGCUGAGGAUCUUGUCAAGAUUCAACAGCAAUCUGAGUUAGCUCACAAGGCAUCUUCAAGUCAGACUGCUCCACCUGAGCCUCCUUCACCACCCAAAGUCCAAACCAAAGGAGAGAACUCUAAACAAAUUAUAUUGGUUCAGAAGUCUGGUAAUGGUUUUAAUGAUCCUGAGAAAGUUGGUCAAACCAUUGCUGAAGCUGUGUCUGAAUCUGAUAGGUCAAACAAUGGUGAAUCAAAAAGAAAUAAAAGGAAGAUUAGAGAUCAUGUUGUUCUAAAAGAAAAGAGCAAAAUUCUGAAGAAUAAGAAGUCUCUUUCAAAUGGAAAUGUUUUACCAACCGAAUCUGUGUCUAAUCCAAACCACCUCAAAUCUGACUCUGACAAAAUAAUUUCUAAAUAUGUUGAGUCCAGAAAAGGUAAGAUUUCUAAUGACACUAAUUUACUUACAAGUGUGUCUGAUUCAAAUAUUGUUGAUCAAAGUAAAUUAAGGUCUGAAUGUAAGAAAUCUGGAAUAGGCAAAGGUUUGGUUCAAGAGGAAACUCUAAAUGUUGCAAGAAAGAAUUUCAAAUCUGGCAAGGGUCAGGUUAAGCAACAAUGGGUUUCUAAAUGUGAUAAGAAUAUUGGUUCUGUUUCCCAAUCUGAGUCAGACCCUGUGGUCAGCUCUGGUGAACCCAUCCUUAGAGGGGUCCCAAAAUGA